GCGGCCGCGUUGCGGGCUUCCUGCGGGGCGGAAGGUCGAGCCCCUGGCGAGAUCGGUGCUGGGCCCACGUUCGGGGCAGUUCCCCAAACUGGGGAACAGCUGGGGGUGACGGGAGGGGAGGGGCCUGGUGGGCCGAGCUGGCCGCUGGAAGCCCCUGGAUGGGCAGCCCCUGGGCUCAGAAGAGAGGAGUGAGCGUCCGGGGCCGCAGGGGAGGGCAGGGAGGAGGCAGCAGGACCUGGCAGGGGAGCCAGUGAGCGGGCCGCGGCGGGAGCUCAGGAUGCGUCCUUUGGGGUGCAGCAGGUGGGUUAGUGUGGACGCACAGGCGGAAGCAUCGGGUCCCAGACACCCAGGGGUUGUCCCCGGCGAGGAGGGGUCUCAGCGUGGUGUGUGGGCUGGCAGCUAAGAGGCCCGAGGGUGGUGUGGCUGCGGUGCGGUCUGGGGGGCCAGGGAGGCGGACAGAGCUCACCUUCCCACUGCUUCCCUUGCCCAGGGUUCGUGGCCGUGGCGUGGUCGCACCCAGACACCGCGCAGCACGGCGCGCUGGUGUCGGUGCCUCACCCUCCGGCAGGUCUUGGGCUGCGAUUUUGCGCGGGGUCCUGGAAGGGCUUCCUUGAGGCUCCUCGGUCACGCGUGCUCUGGCGUGAAUGGAGCUGCAGGGCUCGGGUGGGGGUAGCAGGGCAUCGGGGCCGGCCGGCCUGGGUCUUGUGGCCACUGGAGUGUGCCGGGCAGGGUGCCCAGGGGCAGUUGGUCCUGGAGGAAGGGCAGGAGCUGCCCCACCCCCUUUCCUUUCCUAGCUCUCAGCUGAGUGGGUGGCCCAGGGUCCCCCGUGGGUCUGGCAGCAGGGGACAGCAGCUCUAGCUCUGAGCAGCCCUCAGGAUGGAGAGGAUGGGCUGGGGGGCCUUCCACUCAGUGCAGCCUCCGGGACCCCCCUCUGGCUCAGACAGGUCCUUGAGCCAGCCUUCUGCGCCGUCCCCAGGGGCCCCUCUGUGCCUGGAAGGCUGGAGGCGCCAGUUUUGCCGAGGCCCUCCCCCACGGUGUGUGCGCACACACACGCACACGCGUGCACACCUUGGAUCGGAAGGCGCCUGGCUGCACUGUGCUGAGCUCAGGCCUUCUGUAGAGGGCGGAAUCUGUUGAGGAGGCACUUUUCCCAGCCCAGCGCCGCGCUCGGCACUUUUCUGUGUGGUCCCCUCAGGAAGCCGCCGCUGUCAUUGUGUGGUCGUGGGGGAGGGACACCCCCAUGCCCAGGCAGCAGUGAGGGCCGGGGCCGGCCUGCAGGCCUCCUGACCUCCAGCUGUGGGCACCCCAUCCCCAUCCUUCUUGGGGUCCUGGCUCGGCCCCACCCUGCCUUUUGCCUGCAGCCGGACUCCUGGCCAGGCCUGGCUCCAGCGGGGUCUCCACCCCUGGGGAACAUGGGCCGUCUGGCCAGCCACACUGUGGUUCGCCUGGUGGGGUGAGCCGGCCAGGAGACUGUGGCCCUCCUCCCCGCCCACCUGUUUACCUGCCUGCAUCUAACCUGGAGAGCAGUGGGAGGGGCGGGCUCCGGGAGGGGGUUCCUGGGGUGAGGAGCUCCAGGUUCCUUGGCAGGGGUUCAGAGAGCGGACAGUGCAGUGUGGUACUCAGAGGCAGCUGGCGGGGGAGCGGUCUGGGCCCUGGGCUGUGGGUGCAGGCCCAGGCAGGGGACCACAGAGCAGCCGGUGACCUGCCCGUCAGUGAGCAGGCCCCAGGGCCCUUGUGAAACGCCCUGGCCAGGGUGGGGCAGGGGCGCAGGAAGCUGCAACCCAAAGCCACACGGUGGUUACUCCCUGGGCCAGGAGGUGGACAGAGCGGGCUGGAGGGCCUCAGGCUAGGCUCUCAGUCGGGUCGCUGCUUCCAAGAGUGCCUGCUCGCUGUGCCCCCCGGGUUAUGACGACCCCCAGUAAAGGAAACAAGGCCUUGAAGGUGAAGAGGGAGCCGGGCGAGAAUGGCACCAGCCUGACCGACGAGGAGCUGGUGACCAUGUCCGUGCGGGAGCUGAACCAGCACCUGCGGGGCCUGUCCAAGGAGGAGAUCAUCCAGCUGAAGCAGCGCCGGCGCACGCUCAAGAACCGCGGCUACGCCGCCAGCUGCCGCGUGAAGCGCGUGACGCAGAAGGAGGAGCUGGAGCGGCAGAAGGCGGAGCUGCAGCAGGAGGUGGAGAAGCUGGCCUCCGAGAACGCCAGCAUGCGGCUGGAGCUCGACGCCCUGCGCUCCAAGUACGAGGCCCUGCAGAGCUUCGCCAGGACCGUGGCCCGCAGCCCCGUGGCGCCGGCGCGGGGCCCGCUGGCCGCCGGCCUGGGGCCCCUCGUCCCCGGCAAAGUGGCCGCCACCAGCGUCAUCACGAUAGUGAAGUCGAAGACGGACGCCCGGUCGUAGGGACGCGCGCCGUUGCCCAGCGGGUCUUCCAGGGGCCACCAGGCACGCGUGGCGGCGGCAGCCCUGCCCUGCCCCUCUCCCCUCCCCUUCUCCCCCACUCCUCGCCCCUCCCCUCCCUGCAAAGCACAACCCGCACCCCCGGGGCGCCGGGCUGAGCCCCUUUGAUCUCCUGUCGUCGUGUGUUCUGUGCGUUGCGAUUGGUCAGCUUGGCGCCCCCAGCCCCCUCUGUGCCGAGGUCGCACGGGCCUGGAGUCCAGAGCUGGCCCUGCGGGAGUGGACGGGGUGUGGGGGGAGGCAGCGUGGGCUUCCCUGGGUGGGCAGGGCUGCUGUCUGCCCUCCCUUCUCAGGGCCCGCAGGCUGCCAGCCAGAAGGGUGCUGGGGGCCCUCCUCUCCGCAGGCCCACGUGGGCAGCUCGGUGUGGCCCGGCAGGCGGAGGUGGGCUCUGCCCGGGGAGUGGUGGGCUGCCAGCCCGGGCACCUGACCCCUGCACUGAGCAAGACCAAACCAGUGGUGUGCGCGUGUGUGGAGGGCGUGUCCUGUGUCCUGCCUUGGGUCCGUGUCACUGUUUACAUGAGCUGUUUGUGUGGUUAGAUAGCCCUUUAUUUAAAAGAGAGAAGUUCCUUUUACGAAGUUAUUAAAUUAUAUGUUUAAAAGUUAAAGAAAAACAAGAGCUGCAGAGUAUUUAUAAAACUGUCUUUUAAAAAAAAAGUCAGAACAUUUGACCAUAUAAAUGGAAAAGGAAGAAAGUAUAACAGAAACUUUGCUAGUUUAAAAAAAGAAAAAACAAAACAAAAAAUCCCUUUCUUGUAAACUUACGGACAACUCUUUGUGGCUGUUGGAGUUUAGUUUUUAUAUACACAGAGUUAUCAGACAUUAUUUAUAAAACUUAGUUUUAAAAAAGACAAAAAAAAAAAAAAAAAAAAAAAAGGCCGCAGCGCCGCCGCCGGGGCCGCCCUCUUUGGUAUCUUUUGCAAUUGUACCGAAAGUGACUUACGCCUUCGCCCUCCCCGCUUCCGUCUCUUGCCGGUGCCGUGGUGUCGUCCGUGCCUGGUGAGGUUUUGUGCCGCCGUCAAGUGCUGGUGCUCCUGGUGACCUUUGACCUGUGAGUCCUGUGCGUUCUCCGUGUGCGUUUUUUGGAUUUGGUUGUGUUCUUGCUUCUGCUGACGUGCUGGACCUGGGCCGUGCCAGGGCCGCGCCAGGGCCGCCAGCCUGGCCUCUUCGCUCGUGAGGUGGGGGAAGGGGUCUCCCCCACCGUGUUGCUUCCACACCUCUGGCCCUGGGUGGCAGCAUUGCCGGGACCAGGGAGUCACCGUGGGUGCCCCUGGCUGUCUUCCGCCUGGGCUCCAGCCCUGGCCCUGCCCCUGGCCUCCCUGGGGGGCCGCCCACCACCUCUCCUGAACUGUGCGCAGCGGGCGCUGCUUCCAGGCAGCAUGGCGUGGGCCCCGCCUGGAGCACCCCUAGGGCCUGGGCAUCGCCACCAGGGCCAGACAAGGGCUGUGAGCUCGGGGCUGGGUCCCGUCCCUGUUCUCUGCCUGUCCGUGCCGGCAGCUCAGGGCCACGGACCUUCCUCCCACCUCCCUGCGGGGCCUGUGUCUUCCAGGGGUCACGGCUGGACUCUCACAGGUGCUUCUGCCUGGCCCAGCUUUCGGCCGAAGCUGCCGGCCUCCAGGCCUGGUUCAGCAAGCUCCCGUGGGCGCGGGGGUGCCCAGAGUGCUACCCGAAAAGGCCGCAGCCCCGUCUGGCCACGUGGGCCUCUGGCCGGGGCUGUCGAUAUCGUCCUGGGACAGCCUGGACCCCUGGGAGGCACAGGAGAUGAGAAGCUGACCAUUCAGGUUUCACCUGGCAGGCAGAGGCGCCUUAGCCUGGAGGGCCACCCGUGCCGUCCACCCCUGGGUCCCGACAGGCCCCUGUGUGUUGGCUCCAGGGGCUCGGAGGCCCCCCUGCAUAGACCCAGGGUGACCUGCGGAGCAGGGGAGCGCUGGCUGCCACAGAGUCGCUGGGGCGUCCUGAGCCCCGGGUCUGCCUCUGUGUGGCUGGAGCCCAGACAUGGGCCUGGGGUAGGCAUGGCAGCCCUGAGCUGGAAUCCGCAGGAAAGGGGGAGCCUUGCAGGAGCAGGGCCUGGCCCCUGGUGUCCCUGCAGCCGCGGCCCGGGAGGGAGGGUGUGAGUGAGGAAGAAGAGCAGGGCAGGGUGCGCUCGCGGGGCCUUGAUCCGGCCCACGGGGGCUUCUGGGCUUGGCGAGGCCGCGCGCUGGUUCCCGUCCCCUCACUGCAGCCCCUCUCCCCUCACCCUGAUUUCUCGGCAGUAGAUUCUGUGUCCGCGCGUGGCUGUGUGUGUCCUGGGUCAUGCUGGGUCUGUCUCCCACCGUGAGGGUGUUGUGUUCUCUCUUCUCACCUUUCCCCCCGACACGGCGAGUGGAGGGCUGCGGCCGAGGCCGGGCCUCCCGAACCUGUCCGCCAAGUGAACCCUAACCCGCGCCUUCCCUCCUGCCUGACGCCGCCCCGGCCCCUCCUGAUCCCGGACAGACACGUCGAUGUCCCAGGAGCAGGGCAGUCCUCCCCGGGCAGCGUGGCCCGGGCUCCCUGCUGGCUUCAGUGGGUCUGUGCGCCCCCCCCCCCAUGGUCGGCGUCGGGGCCCAUCGCUCUGGGGUGGUGGUCAGGCCCUGUUCCUGCUGCCGCCUCUCUCGAGCGGCCGCUUGGCCAGAACUCCCGUCCACGGCAGGGCAGCCCGCUGCACAUUUCCGCUCUGGGAUCCUGUGAGUUAUUUUUUUAGGCUGUGGUUUGGUGAAAGGAACCAACACAUUAACGAUUUUUUCCCCCCAGAAGCCACUGAGUGACUCCUCCUGGCACAGGUUCGGCUUCCUGCUGGCUGUCUGGUCUCGGGGCAGGUGGGAGAGCAGACUGUGUCGUCGGUGCCACGCAGGCAGGCGUGUGUGUCUGGGGCUCAGGGCCCCUCCUGCCUCUGGGCUGUGCGCGUGGCACCUGCUGGGCCGGCUGCACGCUUCCCACUGCACGCCCGCGGCAGCAGCUUUGAGAGCCGGGGUGGCUUUGCGCGCCUGAGCUGGAAUGGCAGAGCGCGGCCCCUCCCCUCAGCCCCAGCCCCUGCCCGCCCCUCCUCCCACCCGUUCAGUUCGCGAGUCCCUGAAGCCUUUAACCAAGCGCAGUCGCUGUGGACAGCCUUCUCCCGGUGACCCUGGGCAGCAGGACGAGGGCUGCUUGCGCGUGCGGGCCAUGUGGGGUCCGUGCGGUUGAUGGUGACCCCCCGCUGAGGGCCGAAGCCGGGAGAGGUGACCGGGGGUGUCCUGGGGUCCGCAGGGCGGGUGGGGGGCUGAUGCAGAGCUAGGGAAGGGAGGUGCCCAGGCGACCCGCAGUGGGUGUGGGGCUUGCGUGGGGGUGGGCCUGUCCCCGGGGCCCCGCGCAGUAUUUAUUGCUAAGUUAUUGUCCAGGAGGGGCGGCCCUGGGCCUGGCCGCCGGUAUUUAUUGCUGUACAUAGUGUAUGUUUGUGAUAUAUAAGGUUUUCUUUAUUUUGUAUAUGAUCAAUAAACACCUUUUAAA
Molecule: messenger RNA, 5946 nt
Organism: Lepus europaeus (European hare)
Lineage: Eukaryota; Metazoa; Chordata; Mammalia; Lagomorpha; Leporidae
Gene: MAFG
Product: MAF bZIP transcription factor G
Exons: 3
Coding region: 1906-2394 (162 amino acids)
Biological process (GO): regulation of epidermal cell differentiation; regulation of transcription by RNA polymerase II
Cellular component (GO): nucleus
Molecular function (GO): DNA-binding transcription factor activity, RNA polymerase II-specific; RNA polymerase II cis-regulatory region sequence-specific DNA binding
Source: RefSeq, a predicted model, not a curated record